Messenger RNA from Trichogramma pretiosum, 3625 nucleotides. RefSeq names its product exportin-2 (gene Cse1). The coding region runs from base 232 to 3132 and encodes 966 amino acids. Gene Ontology annotation, cellular component: cytosol; nuclear envelope. Gene Ontology annotation, molecular function: nuclear export signal receptor activity; small GTPase binding. The transcript is spliced from 16 exons. NCBI's taxonomy places the organism in Eukaryota, Metazoa, Arthropoda, Insecta, Hymenoptera, Trichogrammatidae. Gene Ontology annotation, biological process: protein import into nucleus; protein export from nucleus. The record is from RefSeq and is a predicted model, not a curated record.
GCGCAACCGUUCUUACGCGCGUAAAAAUUUUGCCGCUUUUAUUCAAUGCGCAGCGUGCUGCGCGAGGUUAGAAACUUAAAUUUCGCUGCUUGAAGUCUGCAAAGCAAUCAUAACAACAAUAAUUGAAGCCGGUCGCUGGUGGUUAUGUUUCAACGUAUUUUACGAAUUUCAUUUUAAUCCAGUGAAAAACAGUGUUAUCUUUCUUCCAAAAGUUUACAAAACAAAAGAAAAAUGGAGCUCACUGAUGACAAUCUCAUUACUUUGAGCGAAUAUCUCAAACAAACACUCAACCCUGAUGUGAAACUUCGGCGGCCUGCUGAAAAAUUUCUUGAAUCAGUUGAACUGAAUCAAAAUUAUCCUCUACUUUUGUUGCACUUGGUGGACAAAGCAGAAGUAGAUCUAACUAUAAGAGUAGCUGGAGCUAUUGCUUUUAAAAAUUAUGUUAAAAGAAACUGGAAAAUCGAAGAGGAUUCUGUAAAUAAAAUUCAUCAACAAGAUAGAGAUGCUAUAAAGAAACUCAUUGUAAAUUUAAUGCUUCAUUCACCAGAAGGAAUACAGAAACAGUUAUCUGAUGCAGUUUCUGUGAUAGGUAGGCAUGAUUUUCCUGAAAGAUGGCCAGAAUUAAUUGAUCAGAUGGUAGAAAAAUUUGGUACAGGAGAUUUCCAUAUAAUUAAUGGAGUCCUGCAUACUGCUCACUCAUUGUUCAAGAGAUAUAGAUAUGAAUUUAAAAGUCAAGAACUGUGGACUGAAAUUUUAUAUGUAUUGCAAAGAUUUGCUGCACCAUUAACAGAUCUUUUUGUUGCUACUGUGAAUUUAACUCAAACUCAUGCCAAUGAUGUCAAUGCAUUGAAAAUUAUUUACAAUUCGUUGACCAUAAUAUGCAAAGUAUUUUAUUCUUUGAACUAUCAGGAUUUACCAGAAUUUUUUGAAGAUAAUAUGGCUACAUGGAUGACCAAUUUUCAUAAUUUAUUAGUUGUUCAAAUACCAGCAUUACAGUCAGAUGAUGAAAGUGAGGCUGGAGUUAUAGAACAAUUAAAAUCUCAAGUUUGUGACAAUGUUUGUCUGUAUGCUCAAAAAUAUGAUGAGGAAUUUGGGCCAUUUCUACCACAAUUCGUAACAGCUAUUUGGAAUUUGUUAACUUCUACAGGAGCACAAACAAAAUACGAUGGGUUAGUUUCAAAUGCCCUGUCAUUUUUGGCUACUGUUGCUGACCGUUCUCAGUAUAGAAGUCUAUUCCAAGAUCCCGCUACUCUUAGCAGCAUAUGCGAAAAAGUUAUAAUUCCUAACAUGGAAUUUAGGGAAUCAGAUCAUGAGUUGUUUGAAGACAACCCUGAAGAAUAUAUAAGACGUGAUAUUGAAGGUAGUGAUGUAGACACUAGAAGAAGGGCUGCAUGUGAUCUUGUGAAAGUUCUUUCUAAAUAUUUUGAAGAUAAAAUAAUGGAAAUUUUUGGUUCUUACAUUGAUGCUAUGCUUCAAAAAUAUGUAUCGAAUCCUACUCAAAACUGGCAUAGCAAAGAUGCUGCUAUUUACCUUGUCACAAGCAGUGCUAGUAAAGGCCAAACUCAAAAACACGGUGUGACAGCAACUAGUAAUCUUGUGCCUCUUCCUCAAUUUGCCGCACAACACAUUGAACCAGAACUUGCAAGACCUGAAGUGAACGAACUUCCAGUUUUGAAAGCUGAUGCUAUCAAAUUUAUCAUGAUAUUUAGAUCUGUUUUGCCUCGAGAACAAGUUGUUGGUAGUUUGCCUAAUAUAAUUAGGCAUUUAAUUGCAGUGAGUCCUGUUAUUCACAGUUAUGCUGCUUGUGCAAUUGAUAAAAUCCUAUGUUUGAAAGCUCCUGACAAUACAUCACUAGUUAAAACUGAAGAAAUCACUGUUAUUUCUGAAGUGCUGUUAAAUAAUUUGUUUGCGGCAACUGAUAUGCCAGGUGCAGAAGAAAAUGAAUACAUAAUGAAAGCCAUUAUGAGAAGUAUUGCAGCACUACAAGAUGCAGUAUUGCCUUAUUUAGCUCAUUUGCUGCCUAAACUUACUGAAAAAUUGAACGUUGUUGCUAAAAACCCAAGUCGUCCGAAUUUCAAUCAUUACUUGUUUGAAACUUUAAGUUUAUGUAUCAAAAUUGUUUGCAAAGCCAGACCAGAAGCGGUUUCAACAUUUGAAACAGUCCUAUUUCCAACUUUCCAGAAAAUUUUACAAGAAGAUAUCCAAGAGUUUAUUCCUUAUGUAUUUCAAAUUCUGGCACUGCUUUUGGAAUUACAAACAGGCAGUGUACCUGAAUCUUACAUGGCACUAUUUCCUUGUUUGUUGGCGCCUGUUUUAUUUGAAAGGCAGGGAAAUAUUCAUCCUUUAAACCGACUUUUACAAGCGUUUGUUAAUCAUGGAGCUCAACAGAUUAUGGCUCAAGAUAAAAUAAGUGGUUUACUUGGAGUUUUUCAAAAAUUAAUUGCUUCAAAAACGAAUGAUGUCGAAGGUUUCUUAUUAAUGCAAGAAAUUAUUCAGCACUUCCCACCGAAUGUUUUGGAACCUUUUAUGAAGCAGGUCUUUAUAUUAUUGUUCCAAAGGCUCUCAUCUAGUAAAACUACAAAGUUUGUGAAAAAUCUCAUAGUAUUUUUUUCAUACUAUACUAUUCAGUAUGGAGCCAACAAUUUAAUAAGUAUUAUAGAUACAAUCCAACCACAAAUGUUCGGUAUGGUUGUAGAACGAGUACUCCUCACGGACUUGCAAAAAGUCGCAGGAGCUAUUGAACGGAAAGUAACUGCUGUUGGAGUGUCCAAUAUUCUAAUCGAUUGUCCAACGAUGCUAAAAGCUCCUUACAAUGCGUACUAUCCUCAAUUAUUAGCCGCUGUCAUAGAAUACUUCGAGAAACCGCAAGAUAAUUCGGAGUCACCUGAAGACAAUGUUCAAUUUAUAGAAAUCGAAGAUAGUGGCUAUCAAGCUGCUUACAGCCAACUUGCAUUUGCUAAAAACCCCAAACCCGAUCCUUUGCCUCAUAUUACCGAUGUGCGUUUACAUUUGGCCCAAGGUUUAGGAAAAUUGCAGCCUGGACAAUUAUCUACUUUGCUUGGACAAAUUCCAGAAACCAACGCUAACCAUCUCAGAGCUUACCUACAAACAGCUGGUAUUUCUGUUGCAUAAUGUAAGGUUGAGGUACGAGGUAGAUUAAAAAUGCAUCUAAUGGCCCGUAAAUUCAACAGUAUCGAAUUAAAUAGCUCAUAAUUAAGUGUUGAAAUUCCUUACUUCGAUACAAAUGAGGCAAUACCUUUUUUAUAUUCUGGACAAAACUAAAAGUGAUAAAAAAGAACUAGAUUGAUUAUUAAAAAAAUAUUCAUUAUUUAAGUUUUAGAAUUUGUACAAAAUGGAAAAAUCCGAACAUCUAAAAUUCAAUCUGUUGUUAUAUUUUUUAUCACUAUUAGGUCACUUACAGUAUCUUUGUAGUUGAAUCAUUUCAAAUGAUUAAGUAAUGCAAAUUUCCAUUGUUAAAAAGUUUUAUUAUAUUUUUCCGAUGAAAAAUUGAAUAAUAAUUACGAAACGUUCAAUCAUCACUAACUAGCAAGCUCGAAAAAAAUGAAAUAAUAUUGUACAUCGAUUUUUAUUCUUAAACUCUUGAACUCCAGUUUUUAUAAAACUU